This is a messenger RNA of Theileria equi strain WA, 807 nucleotides long. RefSeq lists its product as hypothetical. Gene Ontology annotation, molecular function: 3'-5'-RNA exonuclease activity. NCBI's taxonomy places the organism in Eukaryota, Apicomplexa, Aconoidasida, Piroplasmida, Theileriidae. The record is from RefSeq and is a predicted model, not a curated record. Gene Ontology annotation, biological process: U6 snRNA 3'-end processing. The transcript is spliced from 3 exons. Bases 1 to 807 code for a protein of 268 amino acids. Gene Ontology annotation, cellular component: nucleus.
AUGGCUGGAAGAGUUCGGAAUCUACCGCACAUUGACGGAAAUUUCCAUACUUUGGUCUACAUCAAAGAUCAGCAUCUGCGCAAAGAAGAGAAUGUACAACAGUUGUUGCGCAAGAAUGACGAGUUUAGCCAACCUGUCGACUCUGACAAUACGGAAGAUUCAUUUUCGGACUCAGAUGUAAACAGUGGACAGAAUGGCGGGAAGUUUGACCAUAACUACGCCCAUCUGUCGCUCUGCAAGCCUCUCUAUCUCAGGAAGCAAUUCAUUGAUCCAUUCCUGACCAAGCUGAAACAGCAAUUAUCGCAUAUAAAACCGUUCUAUCUGAUGCUCGAUAAAAGAAUUGCAAUUUGUGCAAAUGAAGCUAAAAACCGCUUCUUUGCAGUCCUGCCAGUCGAUGGAAUGUGUAGAGAUCAGAGCAUUUUACCAAUUAUAGACAUUGUAGACAAUGUUGUGGAGUCGUUUGGAUUCCAAAGAUAUUAUACUCAAAGACUGCCACACGUAUCUGUCGCUUCAACUGGAGAUAUUUCACAUGCAAUGGAGAAAUUGUAUAGUGAAGAGGGUAAUCGAGAUGAUCAUUCUACACAUCACUGGAAUAAUGUAGAAGAAUAUCUAGGGAACUGUAACGCAACACAUUGUAUAAAUUUGGGCAUUGACGAAGCAAGAGCCCAUGUAGACUAUACAUUUAAUAUGCAAGAGAGUCUUGCGGAUAGUAUAAAGGAGGAUUUAGAGGACAAAAUUUACAUUUAUGUGGACGAAAUUCAUGUGUUAGUAGGGGCAAGAGACACUCUUGUUAAGCUGGCGAUCUAA